Fusarium vanettenii 77-13-4 is the source of this 799-nucleotide messenger RNA. RefSeq lists its product as uncharacterized. Gene Ontology annotation, cellular component: COPI vesicle coat. The record is from RefSeq and is a predicted model, not a curated record. The transcript has 3 exons. Gene Ontology annotation, biological process: retrograde vesicle-mediated transport, Golgi to endoplasmic reticulum; intra-Golgi vesicle-mediated transport; intracellular protein transport. Lineage: Eukaryota; Fungi; Ascomycota; Sordariomycetes; Hypocreales; Nectriaceae. The coding region runs from base 6 to 599 and encodes 197 amino acids.
CAAUCAUGUCUCCCGGAAUGACCCUUUUCUCCAUCCAGGCCAUCCUCAUCCUGGGCACCGAGGAUGGCUCCCGGAUAUUCGCAAAGUACUUCCAGCCGCCGCACUCAGCGCCCCACGGCCCUUCGAGCGCCUCCUCCAACCCCUACCCAGAUGUCAAGUCGCAAAAGGCCUUUGAGAAGGGCCUCAUUGAGAAGACGGCUAAGCAGACUGGCGAUAUCAUCCUCUACGACAACCGGAUCGUGCUGUACAAGAUGGAGUCGGACGUCAUGAUGUACGUCGUCGGUAGCGUCGACGAGAACGAGAUUCUUCUGUACAACACCGUCCUCGCCCUGAGGGACUCUCUCCACCUUCUCUUCAAGCAAUCUGUCGACAAGCGGACAAUCGUCGAAAACUACGACCUCGUUUCCCUCGCCAUUGACGAGAUCGUCGACGACGGCAUCAUCCUCGAGACCGACCCCACCAUCAUCGUUCAGCGCGUGAGCAGAGCUCCCACCCAGGACCUCCCCGUGGGUCGCAUCGACCUCAGCGAGCAGGGCGUCAACAACCUGGCGCAGCUAGGAAAGUCGAAACUGGCAGACUGGCUCCGGCAAGGUCUGUAAAUGGGGGUUGUUGUUUAGUCUAUUGGGAUUUUGUCGUUAUUCUAGCGCCGCAUGCAAACUACAAGAGAGAGAAAAAGACUUGAUGCCACCGGUCUGGGCGAUAAAGGGAUAAGGAGGGAAGGGGGAAAUCAUUCAUACAGGGUGCUGGUGUUCUAAUUGAUGUCAUCAUUCAUGCUCUAAUCUCUGACGCUGCCUUGCGG